CUAGUACUUUGUCGUCACAGCAAGAUAGUGAUGGAGCACAACGUAUGGUCAGCACAGGGAUGUGAGACUUGGGACUGUGCGUAGCCUAGUGAUGGACAUUUGUUUCUCGCAAUGUUUACCACUUGAAGCGGCUGACGUUGACUGGACUUUGCUGGUAUUCUUCUCCAUGAAGGUCGCCCCGUCGCAGCCUCUAUCCGAGGACCAGAGUAAUCAAAACGAGCCCGAACGAGACCAAUGGAAUAACAAGACGGAGUUCCUCCUGUCCUGCAUCGGACUGUCGUGUGGAUUAGGCAACGUAUGGAGAUUCCCGUACCUGGCUUACCAGAACGGUGGUGCUGCCUUCCUGCUGGCGUACAUCAUCUUGCAGCUGGUCAUUGGCAAGCCGCAGUACUUGCUGGAGCUGAUACUGGGCCAGUACUCGGGCCAAGGACCAACCAAGUGUUGGGAGUUGAACCCGGCUGCCAGAGGUAUAGGUAUCUCCAUGUGCGUUAUGUCCCUGGUUGUGAGUAUCUACUACAACGUCAUCAUGGCCUACACUAUAUACUUCAUCUUCGCCACCAUGCAAAGCACGUUGCCCUGGACAAAGUGCAAGCCUGAGUGGACUGACUGUUCCCCAGAGGGCAGAGUCUAUGCGCCUGUGCCGUGCACCUCUAACGUCUCUCACAUGGAGAGCCUGGGCUCGUGCCAGUGCACCAAGAAUGUGGACAUCGACACUGCUUUCACCUUCAAUUGCACACCUAAGUACAAGACAGCCCCAGAACUCUACUUUUAUAAAGAUGUGAUAAGGAUAUCAGACGGCAUUGAGCCAGAGAAAAUGGGAACUCCAAUCUGGGAGCUAGCCAUGUGUCUUCUCCUGGCUUGGCUUUUGGUUGCACUGUGUCUCUCAGAAGGCAUCAAGACUUCAGGAAAGGUAAAGUCGUACGCUUUCACCGCGACUUUUCCCUAUGUGGUCUUGGUGAUUCUUCUCAUCCGGGGCUCCAUGCUGGAAGGUGCGGACACAGGCGUUCGAUUCUUCAUUGUGCCCAAGUGGGAUCAGCUAAUGGACAUCAAUGUGUGGGUAGCAGCAGCUGCACAGAUGUUCUUCUCCCUCGGUGUUUCAUUCGGUGGGAUCAUCAUGUUUGCCAGCUACAACAAAUUUAACAACAAGUUGUAUGGUGAUUCUCUGUUAAUUACCUGCGCCGACUUCUCGACAAGUAUCAUAGCUGGCUUUGUAGUCUUCACCACCUUCGGUCACAUGGCGCACACAAUGGGAGUUCCCAUAGAAGACGUGGCCACCUCAGGUUACGGUCUGGUGUUUGUGGCAUACCCCGAGGCGGUGUCUCAGCUCCCUGUUCCACAUUUCUGGUCAUUUGUCUUCUUUGUGAUGCUCCUCACGCUGGGGGUGGACAGUCAGUUCGCAAUGUUGGAGACUGUGUUGACGUGUAUCCAAGACGAGUUUCCUUGGUUGAGGAGAUGGAAGACAUCAGUGUGUGUAGCAGUCUGUGUCUUCUGCUACAUCAGUGCUUUGCCUUGUGUAUGUCCUGGUGGAGAUUAUGUUGUGAAGCUGAUGGACCACUAUGGAGCCGAUUUCUCGGUGCUUUUCCUGUCUCUCUUUGAGGUUAUAUCCGUCAUGUGGGUCUAUGGCGUGAUGAACUUCUUUAAUGAUCUAGACCACAUGUUGGGACACAGGCCUGCAUUCUGGCAAUACUGGGCUGUCUGCUGGGUCUUCUUCUCACCUGUUUUUAUUACAAUAAUUUUAGCGCAUCGAAUCAUAAACUAUGAACCACCUUACAUUGAGAAGGGCAAGCCGUUUCCCACGUUCGCACAAGCCCUUGGCUGGACUCUGCUGAUAGUCAUCGUUUCUCCAGUUCUGCUCUGGUUUGUUUAUCAUGCAGUCUGCACAUUUCGUAACAACAGGGAUCUGAGCCUUUCCCAGAAGAUUAAAAAGAUCUUCGCAGCAACACCCAAAUGGCACGCGAGGAGAACCCAGACUGCAUGAGACAAUCCCUCAGUCUCUGUCCAUGCAUGACGUCACGACGCACGUCUUCCCGACAGACACCAGCGAAGGCCGGAAACAAGGAGCCUUGCUCUGGAGUUGAACCUGAACGUCAGAAGACAUCGUCAGUUCACAGAUUGUGUUUUAAGCGUUUGAUUGACACUGAGGUCAGAGACCUUUUUCUUGUGACACUGUUUAUACUUUUGAUAUAAAGGCUUUUACAAGAA
This is a messenger RNA of Pomacea canaliculata, 2202 nucleotides long. Its product is annotated as sodium- and chloride-dependent glycine transporter 2-like. Gene Ontology annotation, cellular component: membrane. NCBI's taxonomy places the organism in Eukaryota, Metazoa, Mollusca, Gastropoda, Architaenioglossa, Ampullariidae. The transcript has 13 exons. The record is from RefSeq and is a predicted model, not a curated record. The coding region runs from base 92 to 1978 and encodes 628 amino acids. Gene Ontology annotation, molecular function: L-amino acid transmembrane transporter activity. Gene Ontology annotation, biological process: sodium ion transmembrane transport.